Messenger RNA from Aspergillus campestris IBT 28561, 1746 nucleotides. RefSeq names its product MDR family MFS transporter. Lineage: Eukaryota; Fungi; Ascomycota; Eurotiomycetes; Eurotiales; Aspergillaceae. The record is from RefSeq and is a predicted model, not a curated record. Gene Ontology annotation, molecular function: transmembrane transporter activity. The transcript has 3 exons. Gene Ontology annotation, biological process: transmembrane transport. Bases 1 to 1746 code for a protein of 581 amino acids.
AUGGCAGACACCCUCAUCUCGUCGCCUCACGACAGACCCAAAGUCGAACUCGAACAGCCCUCGUUGGUCACUCAUGAAUCCACAGAUCGAGAGACCACCUUGACAGAGUCACCACGCCAGGGUUCCAUCAAAUCAGCGUCCCCAGCGCCGGAGAAUGAAAACAAACCCGCUGUCCCCGGAUCCAAGGAGGUCACCGAGGAGCAAGAGGAAGAACACCCGGAGUAUCCUUCGUCGUGGAAGCUCGGGCUGAUCAUCACUGGACUUUGUCUUUCUAUAUUCUGCUUGGCCUUGGAUAAUACCAUCAUCGCGACUGCCAUCCCGAAGAUCACAGACCGAUUCAAAUCCCUCGAAGACGUGGGCUGGUAUGGAAGCGCCUAUCUGUUGACACAAUGCUCCCUGACCUUGGUCUUCGGGAAACUGUACACCUUCUACUCCGUGAAAUGGGUCUACCUCGCCGCGCUGGCGAUCUUCGAGGUCGGGUCCUUGAUCUGCGCAGUUGCGCCAAACUCGGUGACGCUCAUCGUCGGACGCGCGAUUGCGGGCAUCGGAGGCGCCGGGUUGUUCUCGGGCGCCGUCCUCAUCGUCGCUCAGACGAUGCCGCUCGAGAAACGACCGAUUUACACCGCGCUGUUUGGGGCCAUGUUUGGGAUAGCCAGCGUCGCGGGUCCCUUGAUGGGAGGCGCCUUCACGGACCAUGUCAGCUGGAGAUGGUGUUUCUACAUCAACCUGCCUGUCGGCGGCGCGACAUUCCUGUUCAUCAUACUCUUCUUCAAAACGCCUAAAUCGAUCAAAGCGAAGACCACCCUCAAGAAUACCUUGUCCCAGCUGGAUCUGCUUGGGAAUCUCUUCUUCCUCCCCGGGGUUAUCUGCGUCCUGCUGGCCCUGCAAUGGGGCGGCACGAAGUACCCCUGGAGUAACGGCCGCAUCAUCGCGUUGUUUGUGCUCUUUGGGGUUCUCAUGAUGAUUUUUGCAGGGCUGCAGAAAUACCAGGGCGAAAGGGCCACCGUGCCGCUGCGCCUGAUCAAAAACCGGAACGUAUGGGGCGCCGCGUUCUUCAGCUUCGCUUUGGGCUCUUCGUUCUUUUCCACGGUCUACUACAUUCCGAUCUGGUUCCAAGCCAUCAAGGACGUCUCCGCGACCAAGUCCGGCAUCAUGAACAUCCCCAUGGUCCUCGGAGUAGUCAUCUGCUCCUUGCUCGCAGGUGCACUAGUCACGCUACUUGGAUACUACACGCCAUUCAUGAUGCUAUCCCCCGUCUUCAUGGCCACAGGAGCCGGGCUCCUCAGCACAAUGACCCCCGAAACAGGCCAUCCCGCAUGGAUCGGCUACCAAGCCAUAUACGGCAUGGGGGUCGGCCUAGGUCUACAGCAGUCCGUCCUCGUCAUCCAAGCAGUGCUCCCCACCUCCGACACCCCCACAGGCACAGCAAUGAUAAUGUUCGCGCAAAACUUCGGCGGCUCAAUCUUCGUCUCAGUCGCCCAGAACAUCUUCCAGAACAAGCUACUCACAAGCCUCGUCACCAAGGUCCCUGACAUCGACGCCCGUCUCGUCGUCAGCGCCGGAGCAACCAUGCUGCGCAAGGCCGUACCUCCCGACGCUAUAUCGACCGUCGUCAGACUCUACAGCGACGCCAUCACCGAAGCAUUCUACAUUGCCGUCGCGAUGGGCGCACUCGCUAUCGUCGGGGCGCUCCCUGUGCAGUGGAUUUCCGUUAAGGGGAGGAAAUUGGAGGGUGGGGUUGCCUAG